Helobdella robusta is the source of this 321-nucleotide messenger RNA. RefSeq lists its product as hypothetical. The record is from RefSeq and is a predicted model, not a curated record. The transcript is spliced from 2 exons. Lineage: Eukaryota; Metazoa; Annelida; Clitellata; Rhynchobdellida; Glossiphoniidae. The coding region runs from base 1 to 321 and encodes 106 amino acids.
AUGACUUUAUCAACUCUUGGAACACUUCCUCCUCCUGGGAAAGUGACUGAUCACGUUCUGCAGACUCGCCUUCACACCCUGAUCAAAGAAAGCGAUUCACCAUUUCCUUUAGAACUCUCCAUCUCUGAAGUAUUUCUCAGUUCUAUCCUCAAACACAAACGCACAGUGCACGGAAACGCAAGCAAAUCUAUCAACGCAUCACGCCUACUGUUCGUGAGCGGCUGGGAUCUCUUUGUAUUCGAAUCUGGCCACUGCAACAUCGUCUCAAUCACUACACAGCCCAUCGCGCCAAUACUCAAAAGUCCCACUAGCUAUAUAUAA